This is a messenger RNA of Camellia sinensis, 1668 nucleotides long. The record is from RefSeq and is a predicted model, not a curated record. NCBI's taxonomy places the organism in Eukaryota, Viridiplantae, Streptophyta, Magnoliopsida, Ericales, Theaceae.
AACGUUUUAGUCAUAAAUUAAAAGAGUAAAAAAAACCCAACCCACGUCCGAAACCAACCCAUAUAUUAACAAAAUGUUUGUGUAAAUAUUCAGGUCGGGUCGGUAACCCGAAUAUAUGCGAGAAAAGUUAGUUGGUACAGGCCACAGUGGUCACCCUUAUUCUAUCCUUCCAUUCAUAUAGUAACAGACUUCCAGAAUCCUCCUUCGGUUCCCGGUCUUUCUUCCCUCUCUUUCUCCUUAACUUUAUUCUUCAAACAAUGUGAUGUAAGGAGUCGAUCACAGUUGUAGAAAAUUGAAUAUCCUCCAAAUUCCUCAAUCUAAGUCCUAAUCCAAAACCCUAGGAGUGAGAAUCAAAAUCGUCAGUUCAUGAAAUAAAAAUUCAGAGAUGGAGAUUAGAGAGAGUGACAAUUUUGAUUGUUCUCGAAGGUGAUGGUGCCUUCGUCUUCGAGAAAUUCGGAUCGAACUUCGUCUUCAGCAUCCUCAAAAUCAUCGUCCAUCAUCUCUGAGCUCCAAAAUCACAAUAAUCAUCAACAACUGACCAAAAACAGCAACAAUUUAGGCUCAAUGACAGUCGACAGCUCGCUGAUUGACGCCGAGAUCACUUUAUUGGACGCCGCCGGAGCCGUGACUGCGAUUAGUGAUAACGAGUACAACGGUGGCGGCCGUGGCGGAGGGACGCCAAUGAUUCGGUCGAAUUUUGUGGCGAAGAAGACGGUGGGCGAUGUGUGGAAGGAGAUUGUGGCUGGUCGGAGGGAGCUGAGAGAGUGUAAGAAGGAGGCGCCAGAUGAGGUGACGACAUUGGAGGAAUUUCCGGCGAAGGCCGAGGUGGUGGUGGAGGAUGUGAAGGUGCGCUUGGUGCCGCCGCUGGGAGAGAGGUUGAGCGGAGGUUUUUUGGCAUUUGAUCCCAUGCCUCUGAGUCGGUUUCCAUCGCAGCAGAGUGUUGAUUCAUUUGAAGGGUUUGGGAAUGGAGUGGAAGUGAUUGGAGGAAGAGGGAAGAGGCGAGCUGUUUUGGAGCUGUUGGAUAGAGCUGCACAGCAGAGACAGCGGAGGAUGAUUAAGAACAGAGAGUCUGCAGCCCGGUCAACGUAGUGAAAGCAGGCAUACCAAGUUGAGCUAGAAUAUUUGGCAGUGAAAUUAGAGGAGGAAAAUGAAAAGCUGCUGAAAGAGAAAGCUGAGCGAACCAAGGAAAGGUUUAAGCAGCUCAUUGAAAAAGUGGUUCCAGUUGUGGAGAAGCGAAAGCCACCAUGUGUCCUCUGGAGAGUUGACUCCAUGAACUGGUAGCUACUUAUUCACGGUGAUCUAUGGUAUGGGAUGCAAAACAGAUUCACUGGAAAAGAAGGCAGCAUUUUUUUUCUGGAAAAUUCUUUUUGGUUGAAACAGAUAUUUCCACUGAUGUUUGUUCUCUGCCGCCAGUUAUGGUUCCUGCUACAAAGAAAAUCCAAGUCAUGAAAAUUGCUGUAAUUGAAGACUGGGUGAGAAUUUCUUUUGUGGAAGAGAGCACACACACACAUAUAUUGCAAGUAUUGCAAUACAAGCCUCAUGUCCCCAAAGUGUGGAUGCAACAAUGGGCUUGAGCUCCUAAUACUUGCAUGAUUAGUCCCUUUGAUCUUUUAUAUUUACAUUUAACAUUAAAAACAUAGUAAAUAAAGCCAUUGUCUUUUGGCUCUA